Messenger RNA from Coregonus sp. 'balchen', 3108 nucleotides. The record is from the annotation of a GenBank genome assembly. Lineage: Eukaryota; Metazoa; Chordata; Actinopteri; Salmoniformes; Salmonidae.
AUGAGGAUCCUCGCACUGCUUCUGGGGGUGAAAGCCGCGUGCAUCCUGCUGGUUUCCUCGCUCUCAGGCACGGGGGCAGUCAACAAUAGCGGCCGGUGGUGGUGAGUUGUUGAGUUUAUGUGUGAUGUAUUCAUUCAAUUAAAUGCGCCUCCUAAGGACCUAUGCUCAUUUCGACGGAGGGUGCAGCAAAGGAGUCAGUUAAGUGGUAUAGUGGUUUAUUGCCUGAAAGAUGCUGUGCUCUCCUCCAAUGUCAAUUGAAUUAACACUAAAGAAAAUUGGUAGACCUAUUAUGUUCGAAAUAAUAAUGUGUUCUUGUUGGCACCGGAUUCAUAAUUUCAGUUCAUUUCUGCUAGAAAACCAAGCAGCAACCACAACCCAUUAAGAUUUGAGGGUCUUUGGAUACCACCUCCCAAUUAGAGCGAGCAACUAACUAACUAGAUCCAGCCGGUUUUUAAUCGAAAUGAAUUAGGCCUACUUUCUCCAUUAAAUUAUUUGAUGUAAAAGAAAGUAUUAUGUUUCAAUAUGAUAACGAUGUAGUUUAUUUUGGGAUUGGUUCCAGCCCAUAUUUAUUCAAGUCAGCCUCUCUCUCGGUCUCUCUCUCGGUCUCCCUCUCUGUCUCUUUCUCUCCCACUAGUCAUUUUGACAGUGUGGCUUGAACGCGAGACAACAUUUUUCUUUCCAAUGUGGGAUAAAUUAAAUAUGGAUUUAUUUCAUGGCAAAGAGCAGUUCCAUUCCAGGUCGUAUUCUCAACAUUCCACUCUAUAUAGGAUAAACUGUAGGAUGCCAAUGUCUGCAUACAUUUGUUAUAAACUAUCAAACCAAAAUGUGAAAAUAGUGUUUCUUACACUAACUUACGUGGACAAAUAUAAAUGAAUUAGGCUUAUGUUCAUUGAAUAAUAUGCAUUCUGUAAAAUUAAAUACAUAUCAUCCCUAUACUGCAAAGAUAACAGUUGCAUAAGUAAUAUUUCAAUGAAUAAUGAAAAUGAUAACGCAGACCUCAAUAUAAUUAGUUAAAUGUUACAUUUUGGACAGCCUUGCAAUGUCACUGGGGUAAACUAGGCUAUUUGUUUGACAUGGGUCUUACUUCUAACCCAAUCCUUAUCACUAUAAUAUGCCAAGAAAAUAAAGAAGGAAAAUACACAACGAGAGAGAAGAAAAUUGGAUUGAAAUAUUUCUCCGAAGAUGGGAUAAUAAUGUUCCAAAGCCUGGACCGACCGCGCACUACCAUCAGGCCCUGAUCAGUCAGUUAAUAAUGAUGUGUCUUUCUGAUUGCUAACGGUUUGCAGGAGACAACAAUUAGGAACGUAACUGAAACCAUAAAUAUAGUAGAUGACAACGCAAUAUGGUAGUCAUAUUGCAGCCAAUAAUGGCAGCCAUAAUCAUAUCCGAUUACGUAGAUUGUAGAUAUGUUGAAGUUGCUUGUUAUUUCUUGUAGCUGAUACUCACAUUCCAAUUAAACUGAUUCCAUUAUCCCAUUAUUAUCAGAAUCCGAUAUGACUAAAUACAUUUUAACCUAAUUAAUUGUUUUAAAGUCAAUAGAUUCAAUGAAAGGACCAAUGUAUGAGCUUCUCUCUAACUAACUGAAUCCACCCUGUCUUCUCUUCCUCUCUACUAGGGGGAUUGUGAAUGUGGCCUCCUCUGCCAACCUCCUCACCAACUCCAAGAAUGUCCAGUUGGUCCUGGACCCCAGCUUGGCCCUGCUGAGCCGUCGCCAGCGCCGCCUCAUCCGCCAGAACCCAGGGAUCCUCCACGCAAUCGCAGCCGGCCUGCACACUGCCAUCCAGGAGUGCAAAUGGCAGUUCAGGAACCGCCGCUGGAACUGCCCGACCACCCACAGCCCGGCAAUAUUUGGCAAAAUCGUCAACCGUGGUGAGUUGUCUGUUGUCCCUCCUGGCCUCCUCACCAAGGCAAUGGGUGGACAUUUUUGGCGCAGAAUGUCAUGGAAUCUUGGUUUCUCUCGUAGGUCCCUUGGGAAGAGAAAAGCCUAUCUUUACAUAUCUUGAGAUUAUGACAUUCUAAAUCAUCAUUCAGACCAGAUUGAGCAUAGUUGCAUUACUGUCCACUGCCAAAAAGGUUGUAAAGCGCUAAAGAGAAUUGAUGCUGUUGUUGUGUCAGGUUGCCGAGAGACAGCGUUUGUGUUUGCGAUCACAAGUGCGGGGGUGACCCAUGCGGUGGCCCGCUCCUGCUCUGAGGGAGCCAUUGAGUCGUGCACCUGUGACUACCGUCGCCGGGGGCCUGGGGGCCCUGACUGGCACUGGGGCGGCUGCAGCGACAAUGUAGACUUUGGCCGGAUGUUCAGCCGGGAGUUUGUGGACUCUAGCGAGAGAGGAAGGGAUCUCCGAUACCUCAACAACCUACACAACAACGAGGCAGGGAGAAUGGUGAGGGAGCCGUUGAUUCAUAGAUAGCAUUUCAUUAUGUACUGUAUGUUCACUCCUUUUCAGUGAUUCUCCUGUAUCAACCCAUUAUUCUGAAUUUCAGUCAUGUUUUCCUUCACAUUUCUUCUCUUCACAUUCCUCCACAUUUUCUUUGCUCUUCACCGUUUUUCAAAAUGUUCUUAACCGUUCACAUCCUCCAUGUUUUAUUUCCUCCAUUGCCUGUGUCUUCUCCCUCCAGACAGUGUCGUCAGAGAUGCGGCAGGAGUGUAAGUGCCAUGGCAUGUCAGGGUCAUGCACCGUGCGUACCUGCUGGAUGCGUCUUCCCAGCUUCCGCGCCGUGGGGGACUUCCUGAAGGACCGCUUCGACGGAGCAUCCCGGGUUGUCUACGCCAACAAGGGUUCCAACCGCGCCUCUCACCGCGCCGACCCACGCCAUCUCGAACCCGAGAACCCCGCCCACAAACCCCCGUCAUCCAGAGACCUGGUCUACUUCGAGAAGUCGCCCAACUUCUGCUCCUACAACGGCAAGACGGGUACCCACGGUACCUCAGGGAGGACCUGUAACAGCUCGUCUCCGGCACUGGACGGGUGUGAGCUCCUGUGUUGUGGUAGAGGGUUCAAGACCCAGACUGAGAAGGUCACUGAGAGGUGUCACUGUACGUUCCACUGGUGCUGCCAUGUCAGCUGCCUCAACUGCACCAGCACACAGACGUUACACCAGUGCCUCUGA